This is a messenger RNA of Naegleria fowleri, 1002 nucleotides long. RefSeq lists its product as uncharacterized. The transcript has a single exon. Lineage: Eukaryota; Heterolobosea; Eutetramitea; Acrasida; Naegleriidae. The record is from RefSeq and is a predicted model, not a curated record. Bases 1 to 1002 code for a protein of 333 amino acids.
AUGUCGGAUCAAGAAUCAUCAUUAACACCCUCUUCUUCCGAAAAACCAUCGCGUAAAAAGCUAACUGAUGAAGAAAAAAGAGAGAUUCUUCGGAAAAGAAGAGCAGAGAAAAUCAAAGGAAACGAAGAAUCAAGAAUGCAAAAACUCAUGUAUGGUGAUUCAUCCACCUAUGCUCCAUCAUCAUCAUCACCUACGGAAACAAAAUCAGAAAAUCCAGUUGUAAAUAAUAAUAAUAAUAAUAAUAUUAGUAGCAUCGAAGCUGGAACACAACCUUCUGUAAUACCUCAGCCAGCCUUGAAUACGGACAUACAAGAAAGAAAUAAUGACAAGGAGAAUGUGCAAAAGUCCCCAACAUUUAAGCUACACGAUCCAAAAACAAUUCACCACGAGACAAAAGAAUUUACCCAACCCAUCGAUUUUUCCAAUUUAAUUCCAGUUAUUCAGCCAAAUCAAGACGAAUCGACGAGAGGCGACUUGCACUUGAACACAAUUCAAGUCAAUCAAUCAAUUUUUUCGAGAACAAGGCCAAGUAUCUUGCAAAGAAUUCGUCCAUGGCUUGUUGUACUAAUUUCUGUUUUCUGUGCCCUCUCAUUUAUCAUUAACAAUGAAGGAGUGACACUUUCCACAAAUUCUAAUGCAAACAUUCAGAAGGUUGUGGAGCAAGUAUUUGCCUUUUCCAACAAGAUUACACCACUUGCAAUGAUACUGACUUUUGAAAUUGCGUUGUUGCUGCCAAGCUUACUUUUUGGACAUUCUGUUUUUUCGAUGAGCACUGACACACCACUAGACACUUUCCUAUAUGCAAAAAGUGUAUGGGCUUUUUUGAAUACUCUUGUUUCUGAUGUGAUUCUUUUCAUUUUCGUGUACAUUGUUUCACUAUCCAUUCACAACAUUUACAAGAAUUAUGAACAUUCACAAAACAUGUUCAGCACCAUUAUGGAACCUUUUACAGACGUUCCUACAGUGUUGUGGAAUCAAUUCGGACAAAUAUUUUCAAAAUAA